UCCGCUUGCGGUGGCGGCGCCCAGCGGCUGCCGGGUUCACCUGCGGGUCCCUAAGCGGGGCGCUGCCUCCGCAACCGCAGCCGCUGCCUAGACUACAGGAGCCGCGCCCAGGGGGCAGCCCGCAGUUGGGGAGCAGCGAUGAGCAGCGACUCGGACCCUGAGUGCCCAGUUGACGGAGAUAUUGGUCAACAAGAUAUGGUUCCGACUAAGAAGAGCACUGUUCUCAUGGAUGGGGUCAUACUGAAUGGUCCCACAACAGAUACAAAAGCAAGAGAGAAAUUUGUUGAAGAGGCCUGUAGGCUAAUCAUGGAAGAGGUGGUUUUGAAGGCUACAGAUGUCAAUGAGAAGGUUUGUGAAUGGCAGCCUCCUGAACAACUGAAACAACUUCUUGAUUUGGAGAUGAGAGACAUGGGGGAGCCACACCACAGGCUGUUGGAACUCUGCCGGGAUGUCAUACGCUACAGUGUCAAAACCAACCACCCAAGAUUUUUCAACCAGUUGUAUGCUGGACUCGAUUAUUAUUCCUUGGUGGCCCGAUUUAUGACAGAAGCAUUAAAUCCAAGUGUUUAUACAUAUGAGGUGUCCCCAGUGUUUCUGUUAGUGGAAGAAGCGGUUCUGAAGAAAAUGAUUGAAUUUAUUGGCUGGAAAGAAGGGGAUGGAAUAUUUAACCCAGGUGGCUCAGUGUCCAAUAUGUAUGCCAUGAAUUUAGCUAGAUACAAAUAUUGUCCAGAUAUUAAGGAAAAGGGGCUGUCCGGGUUGCCAAGAUUAAUCCUUUUCACAUCUGCAGAGUGUCACUACUCCAUGAAGAAGGCAGCCUCCUUUCUUGGGAUUGGUACUGAGAAUAUUUGCUUUGUGGAAACAGAUGGAAGAGGUAAAAUGAUACCUGAGGAACUGGAGAAGCAAAUCUGGCAAGCCAGAAAAAAGGGAGCAGCACCCUUUCUUGUCUGCGCCACCUCGGGUACAACUGUGCUGGGCGCGUUUGACCCUCUGGAUGAAAUAGCUGAUGUCUGCGAGAAGCACGGCCUCUGGCUUCAUGUGGAUGCUUCUUGGGGUGGCUCAGCUCUGAUGUCCAGGAAGCACCGCAGGCUUCUGCAUGGCAUCCACAGAGCUGAUUCCGUGGCCUGGAACCCCCACAAGAUGCUGAUGGCAGGAGUUCAGUGCUGUGCUCUCCUUGUCAAAGACAAAUCUGAUCUUCUUAAGAGAUGCUACUCUGCCAAAGCAUCUUACCUCUUCCAGCAGGAUAAAUUCUAUGAUGUCAGCUACGACACAGGAGACAAGUCUAUCCAGUGUAGCAGGAGACCAGACGCAUUCAAGUUCUGGAUGAGCUGGAAGGCCCUGGGUACAUUAGGCCUUGAAGAGAGAGUGAAUCGUGCUCUUGCUUUAUCUAGGUAUCUAGUAGAAGAAAUCAAGAAAAGAGAAGGAUUCAAGUUACUGAUGGAACCUGAAUAUGCCAAUGUUUGCUUUUGGUACAUUCCACCGAGCCUCAGAGAAAUGGAAGAAGGGCCUGAGUUCUGGGCAAAACUUCAUCUGGUGGCCCCAGCCAUUAAGGAGAGGAUGAUGAAGAAGGGGAGCCUGAUGCUGGGCUACCAGCCCCACCGGGGGAAGGUGAACUUCUUCCGCCAGGUUGUGAUCAGCCCUCAAGUGAGCCGGGAAGACAUGGACUUUCUCCUGGAUGAGAUAGACCUGCUGGGUAGAGACAUGUAGCUAUGGCUUUUGGUCCCCCAGAGGCACGGGUUCUGUCCUAGAGAGGGUUACAGAUCCAGUCUGGGGCACGCAGGGGGUUCCAGCCCUUCUGAUGAGAAAUAGGAAACACAUCCCAUCCAGGCCCAGCAAAACCAAAAUGCUAAGUGAAUAGUGUUAAGGAUUCUAGCUGCCUGGGCAUUGCAAUUGCUAUAAAAGAGGAAGUGAAAAAUGCAUUUCUCCAGGAUUGUCCCUGGGACAAAGAAUUGAAGAGAUUAGGAAGUGCCAGGUAGUGCCUGGAAUCCAAGCUUUCGUUGCUCUCUAAAGAAGGUAUAAAUUAGUUGUUUAAAGCAGCGUUUCUCAAAGGGAGGUCCCUGGACUAGCAAGCAGCAUGAGUAUCACCUGAGAACUUAUUAGACAUGCAGACCCUUAGCCCCGCCCCAUACCUCCUGAAUCAGAAACUCUGGCGGUAGGACCCAGUCUUCUUCCCGUGUUUUAAGGAACCCUCCAGACGCUCCUGAGGCAAGGUAAGAUCUGAGAACUAGUGGUUUAGUGAAACUUGAUAAUGACUGAAUAGCCCCUCUGAUGUUUUGCCAGCAAAGGCAUAUCUAAUAUUUCAGUGGUCCCUGAGCCAGUCUUUGAAAACAUAUGUAGCUGUGGCAUCGGUAGCAAAAAUGUUUAGGUGCAUCAGAAGUAUAUAGCCAAGCUGUUGUUCAAAAGAGAAACUACACAAGAUGCUUACUUUAUAAAGGUGUAUCUUUCAUGCCGGCUGAAUGCUUAUUCGCAAAAGUUGAAAUUAACCAUUAUCUAUUCUAAAUGACUUAAGAGAUAAGAAUAAAAGACAAACACUUUGUGGCA
This is a messenger RNA of Phyllostomus discolor (pale spear-nosed bat), 2538 nucleotides long. RefSeq names its product glutamate decarboxylase like 1 (gene GADL1). The record is from RefSeq and is a predicted model, not a curated record. Bases 139 to 1704 code for a protein of 521 amino acids. Gene Ontology annotation, biological process: carboxylic acid metabolic process. Gene Ontology annotation, cellular component: cytoplasm. Gene Ontology annotation, molecular function: pyridoxal phosphate binding; carboxy-lyase activity. The transcript is spliced from 15 exons. Lineage: Eukaryota; Metazoa; Chordata; Mammalia; Chiroptera; Phyllostomidae.